Molecule: messenger RNA, 1943 nt
Organism: Exophiala oligosperma
Lineage: Eukaryota; Fungi; Ascomycota; Eurotiomycetes; Chaetothyriales; Herpotrichiellaceae
Exons: 2
Coding region: 1-1794 (597 amino acids)
Molecular function (GO): dipeptidyl-peptidase activity
Source: RefSeq, a predicted model, not a curated record
AUGGCUUCAACUACAGAGAUGCUGGCUCAAAGAUUUCCGGAUUUGGAAUAUCAUCCAAUCCCAAGUGCAGAAACCCAUCCUCGUUACAACUAUACUGGCUUCCAUCCGAGCAGUCAAACGCUUCAGAAGGGGUUUGUCAAAUCACCAGGUAGACGAGCAUUCAAUGUCGACGUGCGCUUUGACCGAGAUGUCGCGGUCACCAUGCGGGAUGGUGUCAAGAUUUACAUGGACAUUUUCCGACCUCUGGACUCUGAUGCUAACAGGGUGCCGGUUUUGAUCCCCUGGAGCCCGUACGGCAAGACAGGCACAGGCCCUCAACAGUACGAGACCAUGGGACCAUUCAACUGCGGAGUUCCGACGGGCAGGGUUUCAGGCUUCCAAAAGUUCGAAGCACCCGACCCGGCUGAAUGGUGCGAAAGAGGGUACGCGAUCGCCAACGUGGAUGCCAGAGGGGCCGGCAAGUCGGACGGCUUCAUCAACUACUGGGGACAACAAGAGGCCGAGGACAUCUACGACACCAUCGAUUGGCUGGCGAACCAGCCUUGGUGCAGUGGCUCUGUGGGUAUGGCUGGAAACUCCUGGCUGGCCAUCGCACAGAUCAACUUCGCCUCGAGAUUGAAACACCCGGCCUUGAAGGCUUUGGCGCCGAUGGAGGCACUGAAUGAUCCUUACCGCGAUAGAAUCGGGAGGGGCGGGAAACCUCACCUUACGACGUUCAUGAAGAUGCUGUUGAAUGGUUUCGCGGGCCCGAACGGUGUGGAAGACAUGCCGGCCAUGUUGGAAAAACGUCCCUUGUACGAUGAGUACUGGGAGAGCAAGUACAUUCAUACGGAGAAUAUCGACGUCCCAUUGUAUCUCACCGCGUCUUACUCUUCGGCGCUGCAUACGGCAGGGUCCUUCAACACAUACCGAACGGCCAAAACGUCACACAAAUGGUUGAGGGUUCACCCUUACCAGGAAUGGUAUGAUCUUUACAGACCAGAAAUCACCGACGAAUUACAACGCUUCUUUGAUCGGUACUGUAAAGGGAUCGAGAAUGGAUGGGAGCAUGAUACACCCCCUGUGCGAUUAUCCCUCUUGGCCUUGGAUGGCAGUUCGACACAAACCAUCGUCGAAAGGCCUGAGCUCGAAUAUCCUCUUUCUAGACAAAAGCUCCAAGCUUACUAUUUGGACGCCUCGAGCCACACUUUAUCGACUCGUCUGGCUUCAUCCUCAGCUAGGACUUCUUAUGACUCUCACAGCCUUGCUGCCAAGUCGGAUUUCAUCAUGAGGUUCGACAAGUAUACAGAGGUUGCAGGUUACUCCAAGGUCCACCUCUGGAUGUCCUGCGCCGAAAAAGAUGACAUGGACGUUGGUGUAAUGAUCCGCAAGAUUGAUUCCGCCGGCAAACUUCUCGAGCACUUGAAUUACCCCUGCCCUGUCCCGACCGAACAAGUGCCCAACGUCAACGUUGCAAAGACAUUGGGGCCUCAGGGCUUCCUUCGUGCGUCUCACAGGAUUUCGAGAGACGACUCUCGCUCCCGUGGCGACGGCCAAGAACUCUUUUAUACUCACGAUCGACGUGAACCCAUCAAGCCCGGGACCAUCGUGGAACUACAGAUCACACUCUGGCCCAUAGGCAUGGUCUUUGCACCCGGCGAGGGAAUCGUACUGAGCGUCUCGGGUCACGACAUGAUCUAUCCCGAGGUGGAUUUCCUGAGAUUGCAGGAACCGGACGAUGAGAAUGUUGGGACACACAACAUCCAUACAGGCGGUCAGUACGAAUCCCGUUUAAUCCUCCCCAUUAUUUCGUAGGGGGGUUAGACGGGUGUAUAAACACAGCUUCGAUUUAUCCUUGCCGGUGGCCUGAUAAGCAAAGAGAGCUUCUCCUGAAGAUGAAGCCCCAGUCAGGUCUCUGUAAUAGUCUUUACCGUCCCUAGAAUUUGUAUAACCUAGAAGUUAAA